GCUCGGGCGACUGUGCCCCAAUACAGUGCACCUUGCUGGGCCACAGCAUGUGGCUUCUCCCCCUCUAUCCUCUGGUUCUCCUGCUAGCUAACUCAGCUACUGUUGAACCCGAGCUGGUCACGUGAGCUCAUUCACAUGAAGCGGGCGGGUAUUGGACCGGAAGUGACGUAUGUUGCCACAAGCGUGACGAACGCGUCGUUCGAACUACAACAAGGAAGUGGACGUCCAUUGCCAGGAGAAGGAAUUCGAACUAACAAGCCGACGUAUCGUCUCCUCGAAUCCGAACUGGGGUUCGUUUUGGUCGGUUGUCGAGUGCCGGCGUGGAGGACGAGGAGGAGGAAGAAGAAGAAGAAGAAGAAGCAGCAGGGGGGGUCACCGUGGAGAUUGUGUAGCCAGCUAGCUAACUAGCUAGCUAGCGAUGAACACGGACGUGGAAUUCCACAUCAGGCAGAAUUACCCGUGGAGCAAGCUGCCGGCUAAUGUCAAGCAGAGUUUGGGGAACUCUCAGCGCGAGUACGAGAAACAUGUCCUGCUCUACAGCAUCCGCAACCAGCUCCGAUUUCGCAAUAACCUAGUGCGCCACGUGAGGAAGGACGAGCGCAAGUACUAUGAGGAGCUGCUCAAGUACAGCCGGGACCACCUGAUGCUGUACCCCUACCACCUGUCUGACAUCAUGGUCAAAGGGCUGCGAGUCACGCCCUUUUCCUACUACAUCGGAAUCAUGGAGGAUAUUAUGAACAGCGAGAAGAGCUACGACUCCUUGCCCAACUUCACUGCUGCUGACUGUCUGAGGCUGCUCGGUAUCGGGAGGAACCAGUACAUCGACCUGAUGAACCAGUGCCGCUCCUCCAAAAAAUUCUUCCGCAGGAAAUCAGCUCGGGAUCUUCUCCCGGCCAAACCGGUGGAGAUCUCAGUGGAACCGUGGUGGGUGGCCCAGACGGGGUACAUCACGGAGGAUGACAUCAGGUGCUGUUCUCCAGCGGAGAAGAAAGCCAUUGAUAAGAUGAUCGACUCUGGUCCUCAGCUGGCUGGAUCAAUGGAGUACAAUGUGGUCUUAAGUUUAUACAACCGCGGCUUCAUCUACGUGGAUGUUCCAAUAUCGGAUGAGAGCUGCAUCUCAGUGCCCCCGCUGGAGGGUUUCGUCAUGAACCGCGUGCAGGGAGACUAUUUUGAAACGCUCCUCUACAAAAUCUUUGUUUCCAUUGAUGAGCAGACCAACGUCGCAGAGCUGGCAAACGUGUUGGAGAUCGACUUGGACCUUGUGAAGAACGCCGUGUCCAUGUACUGCCGCCUGGGCUUCGCUGUGAAGAAAGGUCAGGUCAUCAGCUCGGAGCAGCUCCACCCGACCUGGAAGAACGCUCCGUCCGUCAACAGGCUCAAGAGCACCAUGGACCCUCAGAAGAUGCUGCUGUCCUGGGAGCAAGGCAGUCCUGUAAUGGAGGGCGGCUCCUCUGCUACCGACACCGACACCACCAGUCUGGAAGACCAAGCUGACACAGCUAGCGUCAGCAGCCUGAGCAUCCCGGCCGCCCCCACCAAGAGGAUCGCCUUCCUCUUCGACUCCACGCUGACGGCCUUUCUCAUGAUGGGCAAUCUGUCCCCGAACCUGAAGAGCCACGCCGUGACCAUGUUCGAGGUGGGCAAGCUGUCUGACGAGACGCUGGACAGCUUCCUGGCCGAGCUGGAGAAGGUGGAAAGCACAGCAGAGGGUGAAGCUCAGCGCUACUUUGACCACGCCCUCACCCUCAAGAACACCAUCCUCUUUUUACGCUACAACAAGGAACUCACUCAGGACCAGGGACCUGACAUCCCAAAUAUAGGUUUCCCCCUGGACAUGCUGCGCUGCGAGAGCCUCCUGGGUCUGGACCAGGCCACCUGCAGCCGCGUCCUCAACAAGAACUACAAGCUGCUGGUCUCCAUGGCGCCCCUCAGCAACGAGAUCAGACCCAUCAGCAGCUGCACGCCUCAGCACAUUGGGCCCGCCAUCCCGGAGGUGAGCUCCAUCUGGUUCAAGCUCUACCUCUACCAUGUGACCGGUCAAGGCCCCCCCUCCCUGCUGCUCUCCAAGGGCUGCAGGCUUCGCAAACUGCCCGACGUCUUCCAGGCAUAUGACAGGUUGCUGAUCACCUCCUGGGGUCACGACCCGGGCGUGGUGCCGACGUCCAACGUGCUGACAAUGCUCAAUGAUGCUUUGACGCACUCGGCCGUUCUCAUCCAGGGUCACGGCGUGCACGGCCACGGAGAAACGGUUCACAUCCCCUUCCCCUUCGACCAGGAGGAGCUGAAGGGAGACUUCUCCUACUCCAACAUGUGCGUGCACAAGGCACUGCGCAAGCUGAGGGAGCACGUGGACCUGGAGCACCAGUGUGGAUACGUUACCAUGCUCAACUCCAACAACCGACACCGACGCCGGCCCAGCGACACCAUCGAGUGCAGAGGUGACACCCACCUCGGAGGGGGCCUGGACACCAACGGCAGCACGGAGUCCUUUGAGCUGGUAACAGAAGAGAACAAUGGCGAUGGAAAAGCAAAGGCAGACGCCCUCUCCUGUGAAGACGAGUGGGUCCCCCUGGAGCUCUGCUUCGGAAUGCCGCUCUUCAGCUCCGAGCUCAACCGUAAAGUUUGCCGAAAGAUCGCCGCCCACAAGCUGUGCAGUGGCGAGAGCCUCCAGGAGCUGCUUCACUCCAGUAGGAAGCUCUCCCUCAAAGUGCUGAGCUUCGUUCAGACCUUCCAGGAUGGAGCUCAGCCCUGCGACCUCGACAGCGGCGUCUCCAACCCCCUCAGCCAGCCCCCGCCCGAGUCGGGCGUGCCCCUGCCCGCCCUCAACCUCCUCUACAAGGAUGGACAGCUGCGGGAGUGGAGCGGGCGGGCCCCUCCCCCUCUGGACAUCUCGGCGCUGCAGCGGGAGCAGAGCACGUAGACGCGUUUGGCCGCGGAAGUUCACGUCGCAAAACACGGGAUCUCGGGAGGCAUCCGACCACGACACUUUUAGCUCCCCUGGAAGACACCUUUCGUUUCAUUCAUGUUCUUCUUCGUGUAUAGGUACCCCCUCCUGCCCCCCAGCCCCCUAGAAAGGACCAAGUCCAUACGGCGCCACCUUGUGUUGUGUCAUGUUAGUGACCUGAUUGCAUGACGUGGUUCCAUAAAUAGGUUAUAGGUUAUUGUUUGCACUGUGCAGGACUUCUUACCGUGGAUGAACAAAGGCUUUGCGUUCAUUUUUCUCAGCACCAAAGACUUUUUUUUUUUUU
Molecule: messenger RNA, 3248 nt
Organism: Doryrhamphus excisus (bluestripe pipefish)
Lineage: Eukaryota; Metazoa; Chordata; Actinopteri; Syngnathiformes; Syngnathidae
Source: RefSeq, a predicted model, not a curated record